Molecule: messenger RNA, 2228 nt
Organism: Coccinella septempunctata (seven-spotted ladybird)
Lineage: Eukaryota; Metazoa; Arthropoda; Insecta; Coleoptera; Coccinellidae
Gene: Dop2R
Product: dopamine D2-like receptor
Exons: 6
Coding region: 428-1870 (480 amino acids)
Biological process (GO): adenylate cyclase-activating adrenergic receptor signaling pathway
Cellular component (GO): membrane
Molecular function (GO): dopamine neurotransmitter receptor activity, coupled via Gi/Go; G protein-coupled receptor activity
Source: RefSeq, a predicted model, not a curated record
AGUCGUUCGAUAUGGCGCGGAACUCGGUCGUGGAGAAUUUCACCAGAAGAUUUAUUCUGAAUCGUCUCCGCGUCGGCCACUCGUAAAUGGAUGCGGAAGAGAACGAACAUUGGAGAAGAGCUUUGGAGGAGAGAAAUGGAAAACCCAAUGGAGUGAACUGAAUACAGUUGGAUGUCGAAAAAUAUGAUUUAACGUGGAAUAAUUGAAAAGCUCAUUUAUGAAUAGUUCAUUCGUUCGUGGUUUAAACAAUAAGUGCUAGUGUCAAAGCUUUGUGGAGUAUUGGCGAUUGAAAGAAAUGAUUUUAAUUGAAAGAUGUUUUGCAAGAGUGCAAGCUGAUGGCACAGGCAGAGAAUGGUAUCGAUUUGCUUCUUACACGUGGAAAGAAUGACAAGUCGUUGAAUGAAAUUGGAAAAAUAGUUCUCCUAACAUGAAUUAUGUAAACAUAUCCUCCUUCAAUGGAGCACUUUUGAAUGAUUCGUCAAAUUUUUCCGACGGUUUCUCAGCCGAAAUCGAUGCCAGGAAUGUGUUUGUAAUAUUCGAGGACUUAAAACAGAUACUUGAUAAUUUAAACAUUAGUAACGUUACGGAUUUGAGUGAUUACGAGAGGUCCAAUGCGUCAGGUAGGGCUAAUAUCACCUGUUCAAAAAAUAGUGGUGAACAUUCGGGAUACAAUUACUUGGCGCUGGUUCUUAUCUUGUUUCCGAUUUUCACUUUGUUUGGUAACGUACUAGUAAUUUUGAGUGUGUACAGAGAAAGAACCCUACAAACUGCUACAAAUUACUUUAUUGUUAGUUUGGCUGUUGCUGAUUUAUUAGUUGCGGUUGUGGUGAUGCCUUUUGCAGUUUACGUUUUGUUCAACGGUACAUGGUCACUACCGGCAGUUGUGUGCGAUUUUUACAUCGCAAUGGAUGUCACUUGUUCUACAUCUUCCAUUUUCAACCUAGUUGCCAUUUCUAUUGAUAGGUAUAUAGCAGUUACACAACCAAUCAAAUACGCCAAGCAUAAGAACAACAGGAGAAUAUGGCUGACCAUAGCAUUAGUUUGGGUAAUAUCAGCGGCCAUAGGGUCGCCCAUAGUCUUAGGUCUCAACAAUACUCCACACAGAAUCCCGAAUGCUUGCCUGUUCUACAAUAGUGAUUUCAUCAUGUACUCUAGCCUAUCUUCGUUUUAUAUACCGUGCAUAAUUAUGGUGUUUCUUUAUUAUAGUAUAUUUAGGGCACUCAAGAAACGUGCUUUACAAUCGAAGUUGAAUAGAAAACCUCUACCCUAUGAAAUAAAACCAGGGUCUGUGAUAGAAAAUGUGACCAACACUAAAAAGUUAGCAGAAACAACGUUAGGACCAUCCAUUAUCGAAGCGGAAACCACCAAUACAGGGUCCGGUUCAGGAGAUGAGGAAGACGAUAUGGGGGAAGCUGAUUGUCACGUGAUAUCCAAUGACAAGAGUACAGAGUUUAUCUUAGCUACCGUAGUGGAAGAAGCAGCGGCGAUCUCCACUAUUGGGCAUACAAUUACAUCGAGGUCAAAAAAAGAGAAGAAGGCGACUGCUGCUCCAAGGUUCACAAUAUACAAGAUAAAUAAAGCUAGUAGGAAGAAAAGAGAAAAGUCUUCGGCAAAAAAGGAAAGAAAAGCUACCAAAACUCUAGCUAUAGUUUUAGGUGUGUUUCUUAUAUGCUGGGUUCCUUUCUUCACGUGCAAUAUAAUGGAUGCCAUUUGCAGCAAGCUGAAUUUACCCUGCCAACCUGGAGUGGCCACCUUUUUACUGACAACUUGGCUGGGCUAUAUGAAUAGUUUCGUCAACCCCAUUAUUUAUACGAUAUUCAACCCAGAAUUCAGGAAAGCAUUCAAAAAGAUUAUGUUCUUAGGACAGUAACUUGAUAUUUGGUACUGAUAUAUUAUCAUUGCCAUAAUGUUACCUCCAUAACUUGUGAGAUUGUCAGGAAUAUUGAGGAGACGUUCAUGUUGAAUUGAAUCAGAAUAAUUAUUAUUCAAAGAAAUUACACUGCUCUGAAAAUAUCAUUAUUGCAAUAAUGUGAAUAUCUCUGGUAGUGACUUCGAAAAUAUUAUUUCAGAAAUUCAUAUAAGUUCAACAAUAUUUUUUUCACACUUUUACGGUGCUUGCCUACGAAAAGAUGUUUGAGUCCUAUAUUGUUUUUGUACUUCCCUGAAAAUGGCUCAAAUGGGUCAAAUUAUGUUAAAAGGAGGACAAUAAAAGGUGAGUUCACACAGUU